Coffea eugenioides is the source of this 2528-nucleotide messenger RNA. RefSeq names its product sucrose synthase-like. The transcript has 13 exons. Gene Ontology annotation, biological process: sucrose metabolic process. Gene Ontology annotation, molecular function: sucrose synthase activity. Lineage: Eukaryota; Viridiplantae; Streptophyta; Magnoliopsida; Gentianales; Rubiaceae. The record is from RefSeq and is a predicted model, not a curated record. Bases 1 to 2385 code for a protein of 794 amino acids.
AUGGCACAAAGCCUCCGCGAACGUAUUGAUGCUGGCCGCACAGAGAUAUCAUUGUUCCUGUCAAGGAUUACAAGCCAUGGAAAAGGAAUCUUAAAGUCGAAUCAGCUUCUGGCUGGAUUGGAAGGAACUUGCAACAAAUGCGAGUGCAACAAACGCGACAAUGAAUUCAAAGAACUUUUAAAGUCCAUACAGGAAGCGCUUGUGUUACCUCCCUUGAUUGCGCUUGCAAUUCGUUUGAGGCCUGGUGUUUGGGAAUAUGUUGGUGUCAAUGUUGAUGACUUUCAUGUUGAAGAAAUGACUGUAAAGGAAUAUUUGCAUUUCAAGGAGGAGCUGGUGGGCGAAGACAGUGGUAACCCUGUCCUUGAUCUGGACUUUGAACCAUUCACUGCAUCAGUUCCCAAGCCAACUCUAACGAAGUCGAUCGGCAACGGAGCUGAGUUUCUUGGCAAACAUAUUUCUGCCUCCUUGUUCCAUGACAAAGAGAGUAUGGCCCCUCUUCUUCUUGAGUUUCUUCGAUCCCAUCACUACAGGGGCAAGACAAUGAUGCUCAAUGAUCGGAUAAAGAACCUUAAUAACCUGCAAGAUGUCCUGCAAGAGGCUGUAAAACAUCUUACACAGCUACCUCCAAAAUCACCAUAUUCAGAAUUUGAAAGCAAGUUUACAGAAAUUGGAUUGGAACGAGGGUGGGGCGAUACUGCUGAAAGCGUGCUGGAAAUGAUCUCCAUGUUCUUGGAUCUUUUUGAGGCUCCUGACUCAUCUACCCUUGAGAAAUUCCUAGCGAGGGUUCCUACAGUUUUCAACGUUGUCAUUCUUUCCCCCCAUGGUUACUUUGCACAAGAAAAUGUGCUGGGCUAUCCUGAUACUGGAGGCCAGGUCGUUUACAUUUUGGAUCAAGUACCUGCAAUGGAGCGUGAAAUGCUUAAAAGAAUUAAGGAACAAGGACUUGAUAUCAAACCGCGCAUUCUCAUUGUAACUAGGCUGCUACCUGAUGCGGUUGGUACCACUUGUGGUCAACGCCUGGAGAAAGUAUUUGGAACAGAGCACUCUCAUAUACUUCGAGUCCCUUUUAGAACAGAGAAGGGUGUGCUUCGCAAAUGGAUCUCUCGCUUUGAAGUUUGGCCAUACAUCGAGACUUUUACUCAGGAUGUUGCGAAAGAAAUUUCUGCAGAACUGGGGGCCGCUCCUGAUUUGAUCAUUGGUAAUUAUAGUGAGGGAAACCUUGUUGCCUCCUUGCUUGCCCACCAGUUUGGUGCUACGCAGUGUACAAUUGCUCAUGCUUUGGAAAAGACGAAGUACCCUGAUUCUGAUGUUUACUGGAAAAAAUUCGACGAGAAGUAUCACUUUUCAAGCCAAUUCACUGCUGAUCUUAUUGCAAUGAAUCACACAGAUUUCAUUAUCACUAGCACUUUCCAGGAGAUUGCUGGAAGCAAGGAGACCGUGGGACAGUAUGAAAGCCAUAAGGCCUUCACAAUGCCAGGGCUGUACAGAGUUGUACAUGGCAUUGAUGUUUUUGACCCAAAAUUCAACAUUGUCUCUCCUGGAGCUGAUACGAAGAUCUACUUUCCGUAUACAGAGAAGAACAAGAGACUGACAGAAUAUCAUCCUGAAAUUGAGGAGCUACUCUUUAGUGAUGACCAAAAUGAGGAACACCUAUGUGUUCUGAAGGACAAGAACAAGCCCAUUUUGUUCACCAUGGCAAGAUUGGAUCGCGUGAAAAAUCUGACAGGAAUUGUAGAAUGGUAUGCUAAGAACACCCGGCUAAGGGAAUUGGUGAACCUUGUUGUGGUUGGUGGGGACAGAAGGAAGGAAUCCAAAGACUUGGAAGAGCAAGCUGAGAUGAAGAAGAUGUAUGAGCUCAUAGAAACCUACAAUUUAAAUGGCCAAUUCAGAUGGAUUUCUUCUCAGAUGAAUAGGGUCAGGAACGGUGAACUCUACAGAUACAUUGCUGACACGAGAGGAGCAUUUGUGCAGCCUGCAUUCUAUGAGGCUUUUGGUUUGACUGUUGUCGAGGCCAUGACUAGCGGUUUGCCUACCUUCGCAACCAUCAAUGGUGGCCCUGCUGAGAUCAUUGUCAAUGGGAAGUCUGGUUUCCACAUUGAUCCAUAUAAGGGUGAGCAGGUUGCAGAGGUGCUGGUCGACUUCUUUGAGAGGUGCAAAGAAGAUGCUUCCUAUUGGGAAACCAUCUCAUCAGGAGGCCUGAAACGUAUACAAGAGAAGUAUACAUGGCAAAUUUACUCGGACCGUAUUUUGACACUGGCUGGAGUUCAUGGAUUCUGGAAACAUGUCUCCAAGCCUGAUCGCCUUAAAAUGCAGCGCUACCUUGAAAUGUUUUAUCUUCUCAACUACCGAAAGUUGGCUGAAUCGGUUCCCUUGGCGGCCAACUGAAUAGAUGAAAGCAGAUGAGGCUCUGGUUUCUCUUCCUUGCAGGAGGACUUCGACCCAAUAAACUUAGCCCAGAAGCCAAUAACUAAAUUAUAGAUCCGAUCUUAGGUCUAUUUUUUCGUUUUCGUUUUAGUUUUCGUUUUCCU